AGUUAUUUCGCGUUAAUCCCUCAAAACUGGCAUAUUUGUCAUCAACUGUGUCAUAUUUUAUACAUAGUCUGGGUUCGUUGUCAAAAUGGCCCAAUUAUUGUUAGACGUACUGCAGAAAACAAUAUCCCAAAACCAAGAAGAUCAAAAGCGAGCGCUUGAAUUUCUCAACGAGGCUUCUUCACGAGAUUUCCCUGCAUUUGUCAAAGAGUUGAGUGUAAUAUUGCGAUCAGAAGAAUGCCAACCGUUUGCGCGACAAGCCGCUGGUCUGCAGUUGAAAAAUGUGCUCUAUGCCAAAGAAGAAGAAAGGCGCGCUCAAUAUCUAAACAGGUGGCUAGCACUUCCCGCUGAUAUACGAACACAAGUCAAGUUGCUUGUAGUACAGACACUUGGUACAGAGCCAUUCCGACCAUCCAUCGCUGCGCAAUGUGUUGCAGCCAUCGCUUGUGCUGAACUUCCGUCUGGUCACUGGCCUGACGUCAUCGAUGCGCUUCGAACCAGUGUCACAAAUCCAGCCAGCACAGCAUCGUUGAAAGAAUCAUCUCUCGAAACAUUGGGAUACAUCUGCCAGGAUAUUGAUGCCACGGUUUUGGAGCAGCAGUCGAAUUCUAUCUUGACUGCAAUUGUACAUGGUAUGCGAAAGGAGGAACCAUCCGUCCAUGUCCGGCUUGCUGCUACCAAUGCUCUUCUGAACUCAUUAGAGUUUACCAAGAGAAAUUUCAGCAUGGAGGCAGAACGGCAUAUCAUAAUGCAAGUUGUGUGCGAAGCUACUCAAUGUGCUGAUACACUCGUGAAAGUUGCUGCGCUGCAGUGUUUGGUUCGGAUAAUGUCGUUGUAUUACCAGUUUAUGGAGCAGUACAUGGGAUCAGCUUUGUUUGCGAUCUCUCUCCAAGCAAUCAACUCCGAAGUUCCUGAAGUGGCUCUGCAAGGAAUAGAGUUUUGGUCUAAUGUUUGUGAAGAGGAAAUAACGCUAAGUCUUGAAGCUGAGGAGGCCGCCGAGAAUAAUCGUGUGCCUGAGCAGGUAUCUAGACAUUAUGCCAAAGGAGCUGUUCCCCACAUCUGUCCUAUCAUGCUGGAAAUUCUUACUCACCAAGAUGAGAACGAUGACGAUGAUGAUUGGACUCCAUCCAAAGCCGCUGGUGUGUGUAUAAUGCUGAUGGCACAAUGUGUUGGCGACACUAUACUUGAUCCUGUGAUGCCGUUCUUGAAACACUUUAGUAGCACAAAUUGGAAAUAUAAAGAAGCAGCUAUCAUGGCAUUUGGAAGCAUCCUGGAUGGUCCUGAUCCGAAUAAGCUGAUGAGUCUUGUUGAGCAAGCGAUGCCAGCUCUUAUCGAUAGUAUGGCGGAGAAAAAUGUUACCAUUCGUGAUACUUGUGCAUGGACCAUUGGGCGAGUACUAGAAAUAUGUCCAGAAGUAGUGAAUAAAGACGGUACACUAGCGCGCCUUCUUCCUGCGCUCAGCCAAGCGCUUCAUCAAGAGCCACGCGUCGCUGCCAAUGUUUGCUGGGCCCUAGUAGCACUCGUGAAAGCCGCAUAUGACAUGGCUGCCAGCCAAGGUACUGAUAGCUCAGGACAGCCCGAGACUUACGUCCUCUCACCUUGCUUCGAGGCGAUGAUUACUGAGUUAAUUAAGACAACAGAUAGAACGGACGGAAACCAAUCCAAUUUACGUCUCGCUGCUUUCGAAACGCUUAUGGAGCUUAUAAAGAACUCUCCCAAAGAUUGCUACCCAGUUGUGCAAAACACUACUGUGUUGAUGUUGAAGAAACUGGAGCAAUUGCUGAAUAUGGAAGCGACGACCACCUCAAGCUCCGACAAGAACCAACUGAUGGAUCUUCAAUCGUUGCUUUGCGCAACGCUGCAGUCUGUUCUACGAAAAAUGCGUUCCGAAGAUGCGGCUUUGGUUGGAGAACAUGUAAUGAAUGGGCUUGUGCAGAUCAUGAACCGCACCUCCAACAAUAAGGGCGGAGGAAGUGUGAUGGAGGAAGCUCUGUUGGCGGUUUCUGUUCUUGCCGAAACGCUCAACAACGGUUUCCUACCCUAUGUUGACGCUUUGAAGCCACAUCUGAUGAGAGCCUUGGUCAAUCAUGAAGAACCACAGGUGUGUGCCGCUGCUGUGGGUUUGGUUACGGAUAUGUGUCGCGCCAUCGAAGUAAACAUAGCGCCCGCUCUCGAUGACAUCAUGAAUACUCUAGUUCAGAGUCUGCAGAGCCCUCGUUUGGACAAAGAUGUAAAAGUGACCAUACUCGGCUGCUUCGGAGAUAUUGCCCUGGCAAUCGGCGAGCAUUUUGAACGCUACAUACAAAUCGUGAUGUCAAUGCUCAUCGAAGCUUCAACGGCUGCAGUUGUCACGAAUCCGCAUGAUUACGACCAAGUGGAUUAUGUGGACAAGUUGAGAGAAAACUGCGUUACCGCAUACACUGGUAUUUUGCAAGGAAUGCGGCCAGCCGGCUCUGAAACCGAUCCUGAAAAGUUGAACCAGGCCAAGCAGUCACUCAGCCGAUUUGUACAACCCAUGUGCGAAAUGAUAGCCAAGUGUUGUGAGACUCAUCCAGUUCCUCCUUCUGAUGGCCUGGUCGCUACGGUAGCGGGAUUGAUAGGUGAUCUGGUCGUACUGUAUGGCAAUCAAAUCACUCCCACUUUGAAUAAUGAAAAGGUGAGUGCCCUGCUUGGAAGAGGACGGAAAAGCCAUACGGCUAAGACGAAGUCUGUUGCCGUCUGGGCCACGAAAGAAAUGCGGAAAGCAAUGACUGUUCCAAUCCCGGCUGCGUCGUGAUAGGCGCAGCAUCCACAGCCCCCCUUAUCCGAAUCUAUCUCCCUUGCACCUUUCAAGCAUUGUUUACAAAAUUUCCUGUGAGAGAGUCGUGUGAGAGAUCAUAUUGUUUGCGGAUAUUGUUUAUGCUUCAACACCUUUGAUAGAAUCGCCUUUGUUCGUAUUUACCGCUGCGGGUCCCCACUGUGUUUCGCAUCCAAUUUUCAAAGCAAGUUUGACUUACAAACUCAUAUUCUCCAAUUUUGGCUCAUCAAAUUCUCAUGCAAUUUCGUCAUUUCCACAAAUUAAGCCGGUUGAAUACGAGUAACGCGUCCCAGUGAGUGAAAGAUAUCUCUUGUUUGUAUAGGAAUGCUAGUGUGUUUUUUAGGUUGUUACCUGUUGAUGAACUAAACUUAUUUCACAUCUUCGUUUUGUUUUUUGUUCCCCCCACUUGCUCAACUGUACUCCUGCUAGCCGUUUCGUCGUCUCUUCAUAGUUACUAUUUAUUUUCAAGAGUGCUUUAAUCACGUGCGAGUGUGAAAAGGCUUGGCAUCGUUUUUAUCCUAGUCACUUCACUCCAGUUUCUUCCUACAAAUCUGUCUUAGUCUUUGCUAAAAAUGAUGCCGUUGUUAUGUAUGUGAGAGGUUUGUUUGUUGUGCCCCUCCCCAUCUCAAAUGUUGAAUUUUUGUGAUUUUGUAGGUAUGAAAGCAGUGUGGACUGUUUGAGUUUCCUCCAAGAUUUGCCAUCUGUUCAAUGAACUUGUUCCCAC
Cylicocyclus nassatus is the source of this 3518-nucleotide messenger RNA. The record is from the annotation of a GenBank genome assembly. Lineage: Eukaryota; Metazoa; Nematoda; Chromadorea; Rhabditida; Strongylidae.